This is a messenger RNA of Didymella exigua CBS 183.55, 1925 nucleotides long. Its product is annotated as putative MFS transporter. The record is from RefSeq and is a predicted model, not a curated record. NCBI's taxonomy places the organism in Eukaryota, Fungi, Ascomycota, Dothideomycetes, Pleosporales, Didymellaceae. The transcript has 6 exons. Gene Ontology annotation, biological process: transmembrane transport. The coding region runs from base 354 to 1802 and encodes 482 amino acids. Gene Ontology annotation, cellular component: membrane. Gene Ontology annotation, molecular function: transmembrane transporter activity.
AUCUGGACAAUGCAUCCGACUCAAGGCUUCCUUGCCAAGCAGGGCUUGGCGCUCACCUCGUCUGGGCAUCCACUUUGCGACCGUAUCAAGCGCGACGUUUGCAUGGGAUGCUCGUCUUUCUUGCCUGCCCCGCGAAGCGAAGGGAUUGAUCGUCUUGGCCAAGCUGCAUACUGCUAGUACGCCGCAGGUGGCGCCACACCCCACGGGGUGUGCUAUACCCCGCAUGUACGUUACUCUACAAACCACAGUUGAGAUCAAGCUUGGCGAGGCUGGUAUAAAGACAGAUCAGAUGGCGGGACCUCUGAAGAACACAGCGCCUCGAGCCCUGAGCCCUCCGUCACGUCUCAGCCAUCAUGACUGAUCCCAUAAAAACCAAGAACUCGACCGAGCGUAUCGACGCUAUCAGUGUCAACGACCAGCCUCUCAAGCCCCAGUAUGAAGAGCUUGACAAGUUCGGCUCCACUGUGGUGAAGAAUCCUGCUGAAGUUGCUCUGGUGAAGAAGCUCGAUCGGUGGAUGAUGCCCAUUCUUUGGCUGAUGUACUUCCUCAACUUCCUCGACCGCAAUGCUAUCGUCAAUGGCAAGAUCGAUAACAUGGACAAAGAUCUUGGACUUACUGGCGUCCAAUACAACACUUGUGUUUCCAUCUUCUUCGUUGGCUACCUGCUAGGACAAAUUCCAUCUAACAUGCUUCUCAAUCGAAUCAAGCCCUCCUGGUACAUGUCCGGUUGGAUGAUGGCCUGGGCUAUCGUGUCUACUCUCAUGGCAGUGGUGAAGGACUACAAGGGCAUGCUGGCGUGCCGCUUCGUCCUCGGUAUUACGGAAGCUCCGUUCUAUCCUGGCGGUGUCUAUCUGAUUUCCAUGUUCUACACGCGUAAGGAGAGUGCUACAAGGAUGUCCAUCUUCUACACUGGCAAUCUCCUUGCCUCUGCGUUUUCUGGCCUCAUCGCAGCUCCAAUCUUCUCCGGUUUAGAGGGCAAGCAUGGCCUCGAGGGAUGGCGAUGGCUAUUUAUUAUCCAGGGUGUCGUUACUGUGGGCGUCGCUGUCCUCGCUUUCUUCAUGCUCCCCAAUGCACCCCUGCAGACACGCUGGCUCACACAAGAGGAGCGCGAACUCGCUCACAGCCGGAUUGCCUUCGAUACUACCGAGAAGGAAGGUAAAGUGAGCGUUUGGAAGGGUCUCCGCGAAGCGUGCACCGAUUAUCGGAUGUGGGUGUUUGCGCUCAUGCAGAACCUCCAUCUAUCCGCCAACGGGUUCAAGAACUUCCUACCCAGCGUCGUGCAUACUCUUGGCUUCAACCGCACCAUCACCCUUGUGCUCACUUGCCCGCCAUACCUACUCUCUGCCUUUGUCUCCGUAGCUGUUUCAUGGUCAUCCGGUCGCUUCAACGAGCGAACCUGGCACAUCACGCUCUCCAAAGGGGUCGCGAUCAUCGGCUUCAUGAUCGGAACGCUGACUCUCAACGUCGGCGCACGCUACUUCGCCAUGGUUCUCUUCGUCGGCGCCACUUAUGGUGUGAACAACAUCAACCUUUCGUGGACAGCUGCCAUCCUUGGUCAGACUGAUGAGAAGAAGGCCGUGGCCAUUGCGAUUGCAAACACUCUGGGCAACUUGUCUUUCGUCUACACUCCUUACCUGUGGCCCGAUACGAGCAAGCCUCGCUACUCGAUGGCCAUGUGGGCCAGUGUUGGAUUCUCUACUGGCGUGAUCGCCUGCGCUUGGGCGUUGAGAUUCAUUCUGAUGAGGGACAAUAAGAAGAUCAGGGCUGCGAACAGCGAGGCUAUCAACUUCUACGUUUACUAACGGCUUGCUGUAAAGAGGAGAUGAUGAGGGUUGCUCGGAUUUGGUCUGGACCACAAUUUGCAGCUGAUCGGAGAUUUGUGGCGAUAGGCGGCGUGUUCAUAGCCUCUUAUAAUAACAGAUUCG